This is a messenger RNA of Suillus paluster, 3069 nucleotides long. RefSeq lists its product as uncharacterized. The coding region runs from base 82 to 2949 and encodes 955 amino acids. NCBI's taxonomy places the organism in Eukaryota, Fungi, Basidiomycota, Agaricomycetes, Boletales, Suillaceae. Gene Ontology annotation, biological process: ERAD pathway. Gene Ontology annotation, molecular function: protein binding. Gene Ontology annotation, cellular component: endoplasmic reticulum membrane. The transcript is spliced from 12 exons. The record is from RefSeq and is a predicted model, not a curated record.
AGUGGGUCACCAUUGCCAAAUUUCGUGUAAAGUUCUCGACUGAGCUUCUAGGCGUCACAAGCUACUACCAUUCAUGAAGUCAUGAGCUCUCGAAAAAACGCAAGUUCAAGGCGGGCAACGUGGUUAGCCUUUGGCUUGGUGGCGCUCGCUGCGUUCUCCGCCUCAGCCCAGCCUCAAACUGAUAGUCUUGAGUCCACCCUAUUAGAACGGGAGCAACAGAGUGCCCAAGUCCCAAACGACGCUACCGUGUAUUCGGAACCAGAGUUCGACCAGGGUGCAGAAGCGACAAGAGCAUACAAGUCUGCUCUAUUCACACUUUCUAACCUCACCGCACAUGCACCAUCACAUACCCACGACGUAUUCUCCCAACCAACCACUACAACGCCCUCUCUUCUCUCCGCGCUUCUUCCUAAUCUACAAGGCCAAGGCCCUCUAGGAAGUGCAAUUCGCAUAGCACUGAAACUUCGUCAACAAUUCUUUAUUUUCCGUCUGUUUGGUGGACCCAGUGGAAAUGCUGCGAGGAGAAAAGAUGAGGAGAUGCGUGGAAAGGCAAUAAAGGUGGUGGAUUUACUGCAACAUUCUGCUGAGCUAGGGAAUCUAGGAUGCGCUUUUUACGCUUGCUCUCAUUUCCCGUCCGACCCUAAACUCGCAUACGAUUCACUGUCGCACCACGCUGCACUGACAGGCAACGCUUCCUCGCAAGCUCUUCUCGCCUUUUUUCAUGCCACAGGUUUUGCAGAUGUCGUUCCCAUCGACCAAGCCCAAGCAUUGUUAUAUUACACAUUUGCUGCUCAGGGCGGUGACAAAGGCGCACAAAUGGCCCUCGGAUAUCGAUACUGGAGUGGUAUCAGCACAAUUGAAGACUGCGAUCGUGCAGUUGAAUGGUAUGAGGCUGCCGCAGAUGAAGCGAUGUCAAUGUUCCUGUCUGGUCCUCCUGGUGGUCAAACCCUACCGCAGACCGCGACGCGCCUGUCUGACUUAGAUGGGGGUGUAUUCGGCCCGGGCGCCAGUGUUGCAUCCACCGGCUUGAACGUUAUUAAGCCCGCAGUCAAGGCUGGCCUAGCACAUACCGCUGGUGAGACAUGGGACGACGUUCUCGAGUACUACAUUUUCAACGCAGACAGAGGAGAAACGGACUUUGCAUUCAAGUUAGGGAAGAUCUAUUACCAGGGUAGCAUCUACGCUUCUGCAGGUGGUAUCGGUUCUGGCUCAGAAGGGGUUGGACGGGUCCCUCAGGACUUCCAUCAAGCUCAGACUUACUUCCUCCAGAUUGCGCGGCAGGUCUGGCCUCGUGACCCUCCGAACCCCUUGUUGCAUAAUGCACCUGGUUAUAAGGCGGAAAACAUCAAGCAGCCUGGAUACGCAGCAAAGAGCGCGGCAUAUCUUGGGCGGAUGUAUCUCCGGGGCGAAGGCGUGAAACAAGACUAUGCAAUGGCCAUGAUGUGGUUUGAACGAGGGGUCGAGUUCGAGGAAAGAGAGUGCCUCAAUCUGUUGGGUAUCAUGUGGAGAGACGAGCUUGUGCCUGGACGCCAGGACAUGAAGACAGCUAUCGAAUUCUUCAGCAGGGCAGCAGCUCAGGAACUCGCAGAGGCCCAUGUCAAUCUUGGAAAGUACAACUACUACCGCGGCGAGUUCAAACUCGCUGUCACGUACUUCGAAACUGCAGUCCGUUUUGGCUCAACGUUUGAGGCUCACUUUUACCUUGCAAAGAUUCACACCCUGAACAUGCGUGCCGCAAAUCAAGAUUUUGCAGCAGGUUUCUGCGCUUCUGCAGUUUCGUUCUUCAAACUUGUUGCUGAGCGGGGAGUUUGGGAUGAUGACCUCCUGAUAGAUGCGGAAGUUGCCUGGUAUAGUGGCACCGAACGUGGCAAGGAAGUUGCGAUCCUUAAAUGGUGGGUUGCGGCGGAGAGAGGGUCUGAGAUAGCACAGAAUAAUCUAGCUUAUGUCCUAGACCAAGACCAGAGCAUGCUCCGUCUCACACGUUUCGCCCCUAUUGAGGCAUCCAAUGAUACCGCUCUCCUCGCCCUCACUCAGUGGACGCGUUCCGCUGCUCAGCGAAAUAUUGAUGCACUGGUUAAGGUCGGUGACUAUUACUACCACGGCCUUGGUGUUCCCGAUGAGCCCGAGGCACUCAGAUGGGAAAAAGCGGCCAAGUAUUAUCAGAGCGCUGCUGACACGCAGGUCAGUGCGCUGGCGAUGUGGAAUUUGGGCUGGAUGUAUGAGAAUGGUAUUGGUGUACCUCAGGAUUUCCAUCUUGCAAAGAGGCAUUAUGAUAUGGCGGUUGACACGAAUAGCGAGGCAUACCUGCCUGUGCUGCUCUCCUUGAUGAAGUUGUAUGCCCGCAGUCUCUGGUACACUCUUCAGGGUGGCAAGGAUGGUCUUAAUCUAUGGACAUAUGAUGAGGAUAAAUUAUCUGUAGCAGAGAGGACGAGCUUGAAACGAGAAAUAGAUGGCAACUCCCAAGAAACGCCUCAGAAGGACAGCGGCGCUCAACCUGCCCUCCACAAGGAGGAGAGGGUCGUCGAAGAGUUUGAGGAUGAUGAGAGUCCAUGGUAUCCAGGUAAAGCUCGCGACGAUUUCCGCAGACGAAGGCAGGGCGAAGCCGCGCGUGCUACUGCUGCUGAAGAUGACGAUCCAGUCCAGUGGGCACGAGAGAGACGGAACGCGGAAAAUGAAAGGGACGCUGAUUUUGGUCCUGAGGACUAUUUUGACGGUGCUAUUCGUGGCGGACACCGAAGGGAGGAAGAAGUGGACGAGUUUGCAGAGACGAUGUUGCUGGUGGCUCUUUGUGCUGUUGUUGCGGUCCUGAUCUACGUCCGCACACGCAUUGUGGAUAGAGCCAGGAGGCAAGAACAAGAACAGCAGCAAGAUCAGGGGGGUCAGAGAGAUUUGGGGGUGUUCCCGCCACCAGGCGAUCCCGCCCGACAGGAGUGGAACAUCGUGCAUUAGUGCAUCGCACGUUAUUUAUUGUGGUUGUAGGUAUCUAGCCAUGAUAGGACAUCAAGACGUAAUUUGGGGCCAUUAGGUCCAGUUUGAAUCCUUUUGAACAAGUAAAACCGUCGGGGCACC